This is a messenger RNA of Carya illinoinensis, 765 nucleotides long. Its product is annotated as two-component response regulator ARR1-like. Gene Ontology annotation, biological process: phosphorelay signal transduction system; cytokinin-activated signaling pathway. Bases 74 to 592 code for a protein of 172 amino acids. The record is from RefSeq and is a predicted model, not a curated record. Lineage: Eukaryota; Viridiplantae; Streptophyta; Magnoliopsida; Fagales; Juglandaceae. The transcript has 3 exons.
UCUUUUCCUUUUCUGUCUCUUUUCUUUUUUGUGUUCUGGGGUUUGGGAUUCUUCUUUUGUUGGUUUUGGAGAUAUGAUUCCGAGUAACGGGAAGGGAUCGAUGUCAAUGGCCAGUUCAAGCGCAGCUUGGAAAGCCGGUGACGUCGUUCCAGACCAGUUCCCGGCGGGGCUACGUGUGUUGCUCGUAGAUGAUGACCCCACAUGCCUUGUGAUCUUGGAGAAGAUGCUCAGGGCUUGUCUUUAUGAAGUUACCAAAUGCAAUGGAGCGGAGAUCGCAUUGUCGCUGCUUCGAGAGAACAAAAACGGGUUUGAUAUUGUUAUAAGCGAUGUUCACAUGCCUGACAUGGAUGGAUUCAAACUCCUGGAGUACAUUGAGCUGGAGAUGGACCUGCCUGUAAUCUUGAUGUCAGCAGACGGUGAGAAAAAUGUUGUCAUGAAGGGCGUGACUCAUGGUGCUUGUGAUUACCUAAUCAAACCAGUGCGGAUGGAAGCAUUGAAGAACAUAUGGCAGCAUGUGGUUCGGAAGAGAAGGAAUGAGUGGAGGGAAUUGGAGCAGUCGGCGAUAAUACGAUCGUGUCGUGCAAAGUACUAAAACAAAAAAAAGAAAAAAACAAAAAAGACGGAUGAUUGAUGAAGUUAUGAGACGAGUAUUUUGCGAAGAGUAUAAAGAAAGUUUAUAAUUAAUUUGAAAAUGUUGUAAUGGUUAAUUUGAAAAUUUUAUAUUUAUAUUAUGUUUGGGAAUGAAAUAAAAAUUUUGGGAUGAAA